AUGAGUGACGAUGAUGAUUUCAUUAUGGAGGAGGAAGAAGAUGAGGAUUAUGACUUUGAUUACGAGGACGAAGACGGUGACGAACCGGAUGUGGACCUAGAAAAUAAAUACUACAAUGCCAAAGGACAUAAAGAGGACGAACCAGAGACAGCUCUCAUCGAAUUCCAGGGUGUUGUUGAUGCAGAAACUGAGAAGGGCGAUUGGGGAUUCAAAGCUUUGAAACAGAUGGUCAAGUUGUCCUUCAAGAUGGGAAAUUAUGACAAGACGCUUGAGUACUAUCAACAAUUAUUGCCAUACACAAAGUCUGCGGUCACAAGGAACUAUAGUGAAAAGAGCAUCAACAACAUUCUGGACUGUAUUUCUUCCUCUUCUGACAUGGCGUUUAUGGAGAAGUUCUACCAAACAACAUUGAAUGCUUUGAAAGAGUCAAAUAACGAACGGCUGCUGGUCAAGACAAACCUAAAGUUGGCAAAGCUGUGGCUAGACAGAAAGGAAUACGGUCGCUUGUCAAAGAUUCUGCGCCAGUUGCACGCAUCUUGCCAGGCAGAUGACGGCACAGAUGAUCAGCGCAAGGGCACACAUCUGCUCGAGAUCUUUGCGCUCGAGAUUCAAAUGUACACAGCCACAAAGAACAGCAAAAAGCUGAAAGCGCUGUACCAACAAUGUCUCUCUGUCAAGUCUGCAAUCCCCCACCCUCGCAUCAUGGGCGUCAUCCGUGAGUGUGGAGGCAAGAUGCACAUGAGUGAAAAGGAAUGGGAUCAAGCCCAGACAGACUUUUUCGAAUCAUUCCGCAACUAUGAUGAGGCUGGUAGCUUUCAGCGCAUCCAGGUAUUGAAAUACCUUGUACUGGCCAACAUGCUGAUGGAAUCACCAAUCAACCCGUUCGAUUCACAGGAGACUGGGCCCUACAAGAACGAUCCUCAGAUCGUGGCUAUGACAAACCUAGUGAGCGCAUAUCAACGGAGGGACAUUCGAGAGUUUGAGAAGAUUCUAAGGGAUAACCGUGCGACCAUCAUGGACGAUCCAUUUAUCCGUUCUUAUAUUGAUGAUGUGCUCAAGAACAUUCGGACACAGGUCUUGAUCAGGUUGAUCAAGCCCUAUACUAGGAUCGAGAUCUCCUUCAUCUCUCGCCAACUCAAUAUUCCUGCACAGGAUGUUGAGGAUCUGUUGGUUGGUUUGAUUUUGGACAAGAAGAUUGCAGGACAUAUCGACCAAGUGAAUCAGCGGCUGGAGUUACAGAGACAGACAACGGGUACACUGCGAUACAAUGCUAUGGACAAGUGGUCUGCUAAUCUAGUGACCAUGUAUACAGCCAACAUUAAUAAGGUCCGCUGA
Messenger RNA from Lobosporangium transversale, 1335 nucleotides. RefSeq names its product PCI domain-domain-containing protein. Gene Ontology annotation, cellular component: COP9 signalosome. The record is from RefSeq and is a predicted model, not a curated record. Lineage: Eukaryota; Fungi; Mortierellomycota; Mortierellomycetes; Mortierellales; Mortierellaceae. Gene Ontology annotation, biological process: protein deneddylation. The transcript is spliced from 5 exons. Bases 1 to 1335 code for a protein of 444 amino acids.